AUGGCAAACUGCGGUGGAGGUUGGUUGCGGGGCGCGGGGCGCAUGGGUGCGGGGCGCAUGGGCGCGUGGCGCGCGCACGCGUACGGCGGGCGCGCCGAGCUGCGGCUGGAGGCGGCGCGCGUGCCCCCGCUGCGGGCCCCCGACCACGUGCUCGUGCGCGUGCGGGCGGCCUCACUCAAUCCACUCGAUGUCGCCAUGCUAGGUAUCGGUGUCGAGAGCGGCGUGAGCGGUGGUUACAGUGUGGAGGUGUUCGUCGAACGGGUACGGCGCUCGCGUGCUGAACACUCUCCGCAAGUUGGAGGGCGGCGAGGGCGGAGAGGGCGUCGAGUUCCCGCUGGUGCCCGGGCGCGACUUCGUGGGCGAGGUGGUGAGGGCGGGGCCCGCGGCCCGCGUGGCGCCGCGCGCGCGCGUGUGGGGCGUGGUGCCGCCGCACCGGCCCGGCGCGCACGCGCACUACGUCCUCGUCAAGGAUCGUUGGGUGAGACUCGCGACGCGACUGACGAUGGACGGGUCAACAAGACGAAAAAAAGACUCCCGGAUCUUUUCCGAUCUGUCAGCCGAGCGAUCGCCGGACUCAAGCUUCGACUCUUGCCGGACGCUAUUUCGUUCAAACGGCGACCGACCGAUAAGAAAUGAUGAAUAAUGGAUUCGAUCGCAGUGUUUUUGACUUCGUCCCUUAUCCGGAAAUGAAACGAAAUAUCGUCAUUUCGUCCGAGACGGUGUAUCCUUCGGUCGGAGAGUGGAACGGUCGCACCCCGGAUUUCUUCUCGAUCAUCCGGCGAAUUCGCCAGAACUGCCAGAAAAAGACACCGUUCGUUAAUCACGUGAGGUUCGAAAGGGGGUUCUUAAAAAAAUCACGAAAUAUCACAAGGGGGAGGGCGGUAUAGUGAUAUAUCAUGUGGAUUUAUUUUUCCUGAAAGGUUCAAGUUAAAAAUCAAGAUUUUUGUAGAUACUAUAAAUACACGAGAUUAUUUUAGUUUUAAACUUCACCAUGUAUUACCGAGGGGAGGGAGAGUUAUGAAAUGCCUAACGAACAACAUGUGAUUAAUGCACGGCUCCAAACGCGGGCGUCUCAUCACAGAGGACGAUGUUCAGAUAGGGCCUGCACCCGUCGCGCUGGACGACGCGCAGGCGGGCGGCGCGCUGUACGCGGCGCUGAGCGCGUGCGCGGUGCUGCGGGCGGCGGGCGUGCGCGGGGGCGGGCGCGGGGGCGGGGGCGGCGCGCGGGGGGCGCGCGUGCUGCUGCUGGGGCUGGGGGGCGUGGGCCACGCCGCGCUGCAGCUGCUGGUGGCCGACGGGGCGGAGGUGACAUUCGCAUAGUCUAUACUAUACAUGGGUGGGGUAUAAGAUCUUUUAAGACGGAUUCGAUGACGUUUUUAUCGAUUCACUGCAUAGAGUGAUUCGAGAGGAAGGUUCACGAGGACGAUACGAAGCCGCUUCAUUAAACUCGGACCCACUUCCGGUUUUGCGGCACGGGAUUCCGUGGUGGUGGGGUGCGCGGGGGAGCAGUGCGCGGGGGCGCGGGGCGCGGGCGCGGCCGUGGCGCUGGACCGGCGCGCCGCCGACUACGGGCGCGCGCUCGCGGACAACGGCCCGUACGAGGCGAUAGUGGACUGCGCGGGCCUGGGCGGGGACGAGGCGGGCGCGCGCGCGUGGCGGUUCGGGCGCUACGCGACGCUGUCGUCGCCGCUGCUGCGGCUGACGGACGCGCGCGGGCUGGCGGGGGGCGGGGCCGCCGCCGCCGCCGCGCUGCUGCGCCAGAGCGCCGCCGCCGCCCCCCGCGCCGCCCCCGCCGCCUGCCCGCCGCACGUGCGCUGGGCCUACUUCACGCCGAACGCUGCGGAUAUCGAGGAGCUCCGCCGACUCGCCGAACGCGGCCGGUUUAGCGUGCGGGUGGAGCGCGUGUUCCCGUGGUACGAGGCGGCGACGGCGUACGAGCGGGCGGCGGAGGGGGGCGCGCGCGGGAAACUCGUGCUCGACUUCACCGCCCCCGCCCUUGCCCCCGCCCCCGCCCCCGUCCCCGCCGCCGCUACAGACGCCUGA
Molecule: messenger RNA, 2043 nt
Organism: Diatraea saccharalis (sugarcane borer)
Lineage: Eukaryota; Metazoa; Arthropoda; Insecta; Lepidoptera; Crambidae
Source: the annotation of a GenBank genome assembly